Messenger RNA from Caenorhabditis angaria, 1940 nucleotides. The record is from the annotation of a GenBank genome assembly. NCBI's taxonomy places the organism in Eukaryota, Metazoa, Nematoda, Chromadorea, Rhabditida, Rhabditidae.
AUGGAAGACGAAAUCGCCGCUCUCGUCGUCGACAACGGUUCCGGAAUGUGCAAAGCCGGUUUCGCCGGUGACGACGCUCCACGCGCCGUCUUCCCCUCCAUCGUCGGACGUCCACGUCAUCAAGGUGUCAUGGUUGGAAUGGGACAAAAAGACUCGUAUGUCGGAGACGAGGCUCAAUCCAAACGUGGUAUUCUCACGCUGAAAUACCCGAUCGAACACGGUAUCGUCACCAAUUGGGAUGAUAUGGAAAAGAUCUGGCAUCACACAUUCUACAAUGAGUUGAGAAUUGCGCCCGAAGAGCAUCCGGUGCUGUUGACCGAGGCUCCAUUGAACCCGAAGAGCAAUCGUGAGAAAAUGACGCAGAUUAUGUUCGAGACUUUCAACACACCGGCUAUGUAUGUGAAUAUUCAAGCCGUUUUGUCGUUGUACGCUUCCGGUAGAACUACUGGUAUUGUUUUGGAUACCGGAGAUGGUGUUACACACACUGUGCCAAUUUAUGAGGUGAGCAGAGGGUUAGAGCGAGAGAGAGAGAGAGAUAGGGGGAGAGACGCAGAGGAAAAUCCUAGGCUUAGACUGAACCAAACACUUAGGCUCAGACAAACUUUUGAAUUCAAAAUUUUUUUGGAAAUCACAAAAUUUGCGAUAGAGCGCACUUGCUCAUUUUUGUACAAAAUUUCAAAAUUGCCGAAAAUUCAAAUUUUUCGCAAAUGCGCCCAAUUGAGAAAAACACGCCUAAAGGUAUUUAGGCCUAAAUCUAGAUAUACUUAAGCCUAAGCCAGAUAAGGCCGAGUUGAGAUAGAUGUACCCAAGCUUAAGCUUAGAAGAUGUACUUAAGCCUAAGCCUAAAUGCACUUAAGCCUAAGCCUAGAUAUACAUAAGCCUAAGCCAGAUAAGGUCGAGCGCCUUGCGCGAGUGUAAACCGGAAGAUUCCGCGUAGCGGCACUGUCUACCGCGAAGCGGCUGGGCCUGGGUCUAAGCCCAAAAGCCUAGACCUAAGCCUAAGGUAGAUAAGGCCGAGCGCCUUGCGCGAGUGUAGACCGGAAGCUUCCGCGUAGCGGCACUGUCUACCGCGAAGCGGCUGGGUCUGAGUCUAAGCCUGAGCCCGAGAGCCUAGACCUAAGCCUUAAAAAAAGAUAAGGCCGAGCGCCUUGCGCGAGUGUAAACCGGAAGAUUCCGCGAAGCGGCACUGUCUACCGCGAAGCGGCUGGGUCUGAGUCUAAGCCUGAGCCUGAGAGCCUGGACCUAAAGUGUAAACAGGAAGCUUCCGCGUAGCGGCUGGGCCCAGACCUAAGCCUAACCCUCGUUUCUUCUAGGGUUAUGCUCUCCCACACGCCAUUCAACGUCUCGACUUGGCCGGUCGCGAUCUCACCGACUACAUGAUGAAAAUCCUGACCGAACGCGGCUACACCUUCACAACCACCGCCGAACGAGAAAUCGUUCGUGACAUCAAAGAGAAGCUCUCCUACGUCGCGUUGGACUUCGAACACGAACUCGUCACUGCCGCCUCAUCGUCUUCCUUGGAAAAGAGUUAUGAAUUGCCCGAUGGUCAAGUGAUCACAAUCGGAAAUGAGCGAUUCAGAUGUCCUGAAGUAUUGUUCCAACCGGCUUUUAUCGGAAUGGAAGGUGCUGGUAUUCAUGAGACGACUUAUCAAUCAAUUAUGAAGUGUGAUGUUGAUAUCAGAAAGGAUUUGUACGCGAAUACAGUUCUCUCUGGUGGAACUUCGAUGUUCCCUGGAAUCGCUGAUCGUAUGCAAAAGGAGAUUCAACAUUUGGCACCGUCGACAAUGAAGAUUAAGAUCAUUGCGCCGCCGGAGAGAAAAUAUUCGGUUUGGAUUGGUGGUUCGAUUCUUGCCUCACUUUCCACAUUCCAACAAAUGUGGAUCUCGAAACAGGAAUAUGAUGAGUCUGGUCCAUCGAUUGUUCAUCGCAAAUGUUUCUAA